Macrosteles quadrilineatus (aster leafhopper) is the source of this 2640-nucleotide messenger RNA. Its product is annotated as glutamic acid-rich protein-like. The transcript is spliced from 11 exons. Bases 185 to 2602 code for a protein of 805 amino acids. Lineage: Eukaryota; Metazoa; Arthropoda; Insecta; Hemiptera; Cicadellidae. The record is from RefSeq and is a predicted model, not a curated record. Gene Ontology annotation, biological process: cilium assembly. Gene Ontology annotation, cellular component: ciliary basal body; axoneme.
ACAUUUUAUUUGAAUAUUGAAUUUCAAAUUGAAAGUGUAAACAGGGUAAGAUGGGUACUAGUAAGAUUUGCUGAAAAUAUUAAUCCACCUCCUGUGCUUGUAGAUGUUUGAUCCAUAAGGAUAAUUUCAAUUCAUGAAAUUCAAGAUAUAAAAAAAGAAUUGAAACAUUAAAAAUAUAUUAAGAAUGGACGACACGAGUCAGGAAGGAGAUGCUCCUGCUAAAACCUUGACAAAGGAUGGUACUGUUGAAGAGAAGAGACCUUCACUCUCAAAACUUGAAACUAGGAGAUCUUCUAUAAUGAAAGAAUCUGGAUCAAAAAAGAUGUCUAUUGUACAUGAUGCAGAAUCCUUAAAAUCUUUAAAGGACGUAGGAUCAAUAAAAUCAAAAUCUUCAAAGGACGUAGGAUCAACAAAAUCAAAAUCUUCGAAAGUUGGAGGAAAUGAGCUGAUCUUGGAUGAGGAGGUUGAAAUACAGUCACAGGCACUGGAGGUUUUGGAUGGAAAAGAAAGUGAGCUUGAUCAACCACUAAGUGUUUUGGAACCUGCACAGUUGUCUUCAGAAGAAGCUGAUAGAGAUUUUGAGGAAGUAGAGGAGGAGUAUGAAGAAGAAAUAGAAGAAGACGGGGAGCUGAAAACUGUUACCAAAAGGAGAACUGUAAAAGUACCCAGGUAUGAAGAGAAUAAAACAAAAGUUAAUAUAGAGGAAGAAGAGGUAGAGGAGGAAUAUGAAGAAGAAAUUGAGGAAGAUGGGGAAGUGAGAACUGUCACGAAAAAAAGAAUCAUCAAUGUUCCCAAGCAUGCAGAAACACUUGAACAAACAUUAGAAGAAGAUGAGUUUGAAGAGUAUGAAGAGGAGAUAGAAGAUGAAAAUGGUGAAAAAAAAAUUGUAAAGAGGAAAAUUAAAAGAUUGAGUUACAUAGAAAGAGAAGAGGAAUAUGAAUCAGAAGAAGAGAAUGAAAGUGGGGAGUUGGUUUUGGUAAAGAAAACAAAAAUAGUAAAAAUACCAUUGAGAAAGUCUACACGAAAAGCGACCUUAUAUGAGGAUGUGAUUGAAAACUAUGACGAGGAAAUUGUAAACGAGGCAGGAGAGAAAGUUGUUGUUAGACAAAAAAGAUUGGUCUCUGUGCUCAGAGCAGAUUCAGUGAAAGUCAAUGAAUUAGACGAGCCAGAUGAAAAGGAAGUGGAUGAAAAAGAAGUCGAGGAAGUUGGAGACGAGGAAGUAGAGGAGGAGGAAGAGAUUGAAGAGGAAGAAGAAGUAGAAGAUGAAGAAACGUUGGAAGAAGCUGGAAAAGAAGAAGAUGUAGAUGAACAACAAACUGAGAAACCAAGAAGGAGAAGAAAAAUUAAAAUAGAAAAAGUAAAAGAAGGAGAAGAUGAAGACUCGACUGAUGGUAAUGAGAUAAAGAAACUGCGAAGAAGAAAGAAGAAGAUUAUAGAAAAAAGGGAGUCAACAACAACUACUCGGAGUACAGCAGCUUCAGAAGAGAACAAAAUAGAAGAUGAAGAUAAAGAAGAUGAAGAAAAAGAAGAUGAAGACCAGGGAGAUGAAGAAGAAACCAUAACUGUUACAUCCGAAGAAAUCAAACAAGCAGAGGAAAAUGCUUUAAAGGCACAACAGUUCGAGAGCUUGAUGAAGUUAAGAACUGAACAUCAAACUUUGAGAAAGAGAACUCUCUUCUUGACAUCCAAGCUAAUCCAGUACUUCAGAAAACAGAAGAUGGACCACUUGUUUACGGAUGUAAGGGAUGAUAUGGAGGCAGAACAACGGUUUCUGCGGAAACUUGCGGAAUUCCACGAAUGCAAUCAACGCAUGUCAGAAGAAAAGACCAGAAUCAAUUCAGAAUGGGAGACACAGAGAACGGUGAAUGAAGAGUUGAAUGCGGAAAUGAAACAGUCUCUUGAAGAACUGAUGACUAUGAAGAGAGAAGUUGCGGCAAAACUAAUAGAUCCACGAACAGGCCGGACGGUUCAACAUGACAAGGCUUUGGAAGACCUUCUUAACCGUCAAGAGCAACAGAUGAAACAGCUAAGUGAAUGUCGGUUGGUCAAAAUAAAACUGGGACGAAGAAUAGAGAUGAAGCGAGCAGAAGGACAGAUGGAUGACUCGGGAGGUGACUUUAAACUGAUGGAUUAUGAAAAACUCGCCAGCCUCAAAGAAUAUUACACGGACAAAAUAACUGAGAGAGACAUUGAGAUUGGAGAGGUAAAACUCAAAAUAGACAUGAUGGAAGACAAUCUAAACGUGAUUAAAGACCAGUUGAAACGGAGAGAAGACGAGAUGGAGAAGGAACGGAUGAAGUUACAGCUGAUCACUUCAGAUUUAAAUUCGAGGAGGGAGAAUCUGAAUAAAAUCAAAACUACGAAACACAAGACGGAGAGGAGUACAGUGAAGAUCAAACAACAGUCAGGGCUGUUGGCGUAUCCGACAUUGCUCAAAGACUACGAAGAGAAAUCUCAACAUUUAGCUGAUCUGAAGACACAAACAGACCGACUGAAGCAGCAGUAUCGGCAAGGACUGGAACGGAUACGUAAAUUAAAGGAAAUGGUGAAGAAGAAGACGGAAGCCAAGUAUUCUGUAGCAUCUUCUGUAAGUUCAGUGUGACAUGAACGUUAUUGGAAGUAUUUCUCGGACAUUAAAUA